Polistes canadensis is the source of this 1729-nucleotide messenger RNA. RefSeq names its product reticulocalbin-2. Lineage: Eukaryota; Metazoa; Arthropoda; Insecta; Hymenoptera; Vespidae. The coding region runs from base 149 to 1147 and encodes 332 amino acids. The record is from RefSeq and is a predicted model, not a curated record. Gene Ontology annotation, cellular component: endoplasmic reticulum. The transcript has 4 exons. Gene Ontology annotation, molecular function: calcium ion binding.
UUUUAUAUCGAUGUGUAAUAGUCGAUACGACGCAUCAUGGCAGGCACCUGAAAACAUAAUAACUGUCAAACACUCACUAAAGUGAGGUUAUAAAUCUCCUUGUUUUCUCAAAUAAUACUCAUUUUUCAGUUAUCGAACAAACAACACAAUGCACGUACAUAAUAUGCGUAGUUGUAUUAUAUUUAUUGCAAUCUUCAGUACCUCUGAAUUGAUUUUUAAUACUAAUGCUGCAUCCGCACAUAUUCAUACUCAUCAACACAAUAGAGGUGAAGGUGGUGAAAGAACACAAGACGGUGCGUUUAGCCCACGGGGUAUGGACCACUACGUGGGUGAUGAACAUCAUCAGGAGUUUGAUCAUGAGGCAAUUCUUGGAAGUGUCAAAGAUGCUGAAGAAUUUGACAAACUACCAGUAGAGGAAUCAAGACGUCGAUUAGGUAUAUUACUUAUCAAAAUGGAUUUAAAUUAUGAUAAUUUCAUUGAGAGAAAUGAAUUGAAAGCUUGGAUUUUACGUUCAUUCAGUAUGCUCUCUACUGAAGAAUCACAAGAUCGUUUAGAAGAUACAGACCGCGAUGAAGAUGGUAAAGUCAGUUGGGAUGAAAUCUUACAAGAUAUUUAUGGUUCUGAUCCCCAAGACCUUGCCUUUGACGAUCAACUCAUUCACUAUGAUAAAGAAACAUUUGAUGCCGCAGAUUUAAACAAAGAUGGUUAUUUAGAUCCAGAAGAAUUUAAAGCAUACACUCAUCCGGAAGAAACACCUAGAAUGUUUCCGCUACUGUUAAAACAAGUUCUCGAUGAAAAAGAUACUGAUAAAGAUGGUUGUAUUAAUUUUCAAGAAUAUCUUGGAGAAAGAGCUAAAUCUGAAGGUAAAGAAUGGUUAUUGACUAAAAAAGAUAAAUUUGAUCAUGAGUAUGACAAAAAUGGAAAUGGUAAACUUGAAUCUGAUGAGAUUCUAUUAUGGCGAGUACCAAGUAAUGACGAAAUAGCCAACGACGAAGUUGACCAUUUAUUUGCAGCAUCUGAUGAUGAUCAUGAUAAUAGGUUGUCAUUCGAAGAGAUUUUAGAUCAUCAUGAUACAUUUGUAGGUAGUGAAGCGACUGAUUAUGGAAACCAGUUACAAGACAUUGAACGUUUUACGGAUGAACUCUGAAAAAAGUUUAUUUUAUAAGAUAUUUACAAUAUUUUUAUCUUUUCCUAAUAGAAUUUAUAACAUUUCAAUAUUAUACCAUCAAUUUAAACUUUGUUGGUAUUGUCAUUUACACUAUAACCGAAAUACGUCUAAAUUAGUGGAAAAUAUCAAAUUUAAAUUUAUAAACAUCUGCACAAAUUCGUUUUUAAUAUUUGUAUGCUUUCUUACAAAAAUAUUAUUAUGUAAAUCACUGUCUUCCGCUAUCUACAAUUCUAGUGCCAUAAUAUAAAGUAAGAAGUCAUUUUUUUCAUUUUAGUUAUCGUCUUAUGAUUAGUAAAAGUUACCAUAUAUCACACAUUAUCAUUAAUAUUAUUAUUAUUUACUGUUUAUCAUAUGUAUAAAUAUUCUAUACGUGUAUUGUUAUAUUUUGUAAAACAAUUACUAUAAAUUUUGGUUGCGCAUUUACACAAACUAUAUAGAAAAGUCAUACUUGAGUCAUUGUAUAAUGUACAAAUAUUAUCGCUGCUUAAAGUGUAUACCGGUAAUCUUGUGUAUUUGUCUUAUCACCUAAGAUGUCCUGAAAUAUAAUAUGAAAUUUAUAAA